AAAUGGUGAAAAUAACAAUCGAGCAAUCGAAUAUUCUUGAAACAAAGAUAAAUGAAUAUUUAAAAGAAAAAACAAGUUUUUCAUAUCUUCGUAUGGCAUAUGAGAAGACGAUGUGGCCAACAAUCUUUAUAGCAAAAAAACAUUAUUUUGGGGUUGUACAUGAGUCAGAAUCAAAUUUCACAUCACCUUCUUUAUACUUGAAGGGUGUAAAAGUUGUGAAGCGAAACGUAUCAGAAUUUUACAAGAUAGUUGCUGAGGAAAUGAUUUGGUCAGCUCUCGGUUUCAAUCAUGAGGACAAAUCCAUAAAGCGAGAAGAUAUAGAUCGCAAACA
Messenger RNA from Racocetra fulgida, 331 nucleotides. The record is from the annotation of a GenBank genome assembly. Lineage: Eukaryota; Fungi; Glomeromycota; Glomeromycetes; Diversisporales; Gigasporaceae.